Messenger RNA from Branchiostoma belcheri (Belcher's lancelet), 2263 nucleotides. Its product is annotated as myosin regulatory light chain 12B-like. The record is from RefSeq and is a predicted model, not a curated record. Gene Ontology annotation, cellular component: cytoplasm. The transcript is spliced from 4 exons. Bases 144 to 686 code for a protein of 180 amino acids. NCBI's taxonomy places the organism in Eukaryota, Metazoa, Chordata, Leptocardii, Amphioxiformes, Branchiostomatidae. Gene Ontology annotation, molecular function: calcium ion binding.
AUGUCGAAAUUCUGACAGACGUCGUUUGGUUGGGUUGGCGUUUGGGCUCUCUUUGCUGGUCAGUCUUUGCGUAGUCCCGCCCUGCACUGUCCAGUUGUUGUAACGUCUCUUCUUGUCGGUGUGUCAGUCCCCGAGUACCCAAAAUGUGUGACGCCAAGAUCACCAAGAUGUCGAGCAGGAAAACCAAGGGACAGAAGACGAAGAAGCGCGCCCAGCGUGCGACGUCGAACGUGUUCGCCAUGUUCGACCAGGCGCAGAUCCAGGAGUUUAAAGAGGCCUUCAACAUGAUCGACCAGAACAGAGACGGUUUCAUCGACAAGGAGGACCUGCACGACAUGCUUGCCUCUCUCGGUAAGAACCCUACCGAUGCGUACCUGGAAGACAUGAUGAACGAGGCACCAGGACCUAUAAACUUCACCAUGUUCCUCACCCUGUUCGGUGAGAAGCUGAAUGGAACUGAUCCAGAGGACGUCAUCAAGAACGCCUUCGGGUGCUUCGACGAGGACGGAAGUGGAACGAUUGACGAGGAGCGGUUGCGCGAGCUGCUGACGACGAUGGGAGACAGGUUCACGGACGAGGAGGUUGACGACAUGUUCCGGGAUGCGCCCAUCAAGAAGCAGCAGUUCAACUACAUCGAGUUCACCCGCAUCCUGAAACAUGGCGCCAAGGACAAGGACGAGCAGUAAAGCAUAGGAAAAAAAUUGUUGUGUUUCCUGUUUCCUGACCAACCUUAGAAAAAACUGCCGAUCCUAGUCUUCUCUUGUGCGGACCCCUGCAAGAGACAUGAAUUUUUGGGAGCUGAUCGACAUUUUCUAGCUUUAUGAUGACACCUGAGUGAUGAUAUGUUUUAUAAUCGGUUUUCCAACAUUAACAUUGAAAAUAGAAGUGUCCUCAUGCAAGUUAUACUUUGUUCAACUGUAUUCUCCAAGUUGGAUCACUAGAGAUCGCCAAAGUGUAAUAAACAAAGAAGAAAAAAAGGUCAUCCCUACUUACCUGUCCUAAUUUUUUCAGGAUUGAAACAGGAAACACAACAUUUUUUUUUCUUUGGCCUAGAGAUCAUUGAGAUGGAAGGAGUGGCUUUGCUUUUAAAGCUGAACCAGAUUGACCACUGUAUACUGUAGUUGUGCUACCGAAAAUAGUUUCACCUGGUUGGUAGAGGAUAAGCUAUAGGGAUUUUCUUUUAGUGUUACCCAACCAAACUUACCUUGCUUAUGUUUUCAUCAGAACUCCAGUCAGAAGUUCUGAGGAAUUGUCUGAUAGACAUCUAAAGGCCAAAUGUAAGCAAGGUAGGACAAGUUUGGUCAUGUAAAAGAAAACACCUAUAUCUUGCAGUUGUGCUAGGUGUGCUCAUAUCACACUCAAAGACAAAGUACACUUAGCGGCCUCCACCAGACCUUCCUAAGGGGUUACACUUAUAACAACGGGGGUUCAGAAAUGGUGAAAUAGAGAGAAUAAUUGGCCAGGGGAAGUACCCAAGCGGAGGGCAAAAUGAAAGUUAGGGCAGACUUUGCCUAGUGUAUGUCUUGGGCUUGGUUACUGGUCUGUUGACCAUUGAAAAAAGGAUCAUGUAAUCCAGCAAAUGCUGGGAAAGAUUUCAGAAUUUUUGGACAGUGCACAAAAAGAGGCUUAUUCUCGAAGUCACGUAAAAGUGUUUGAAUUCCCUCUAGGCAUUGAUAUGAUGUAAUGCACCUGUGAUGUGGUGAAGACAAACACAGUAGACUUGUGAUGACUGGUUCAGCUUUUUAAGAUUGAAGAAAGAUCCUUGUAUUCCAAAUUAUACCAAACUAUAAUUAUUAUAUCAGUAAUUAGAAACAAGCAUUUUAAAUGAUAGACCAAAUCAGUGAGUACAAUGGAGAAAUUGUAGUUUUUUUUUGGUCGAAUUUUGUAUAUCUUCUAUCCUUCAUAUCUUUUUAUAAUAAUGUGCCAUUAAUGUAGGAUUACGACUGCUGCAUUCUUGGGUCAAACUAGGAAAACAGCAGAGUUUUCAUACACAUAUGGCCAGAUUGUGAAUUAGGCAUAGUUUAUAUAAUAAUCUUCAAGGCUUAAGAGGUUAAGACACACAGAUAUCUACAUUCCAAUGUGAGUUUAUUGCUAGAGUACCUUUAUUUCAUGCCAAACUGGUUGCUCAACUCUUUGAAAAUAUUAGAUGUAUAUUCACUCUGUAUUUAUGCUGUAGCCACCCCCUUUUGUGCUGAAGGUAGGGCCUCACUUGGAUACCGGUAUGAGACGUGCUAGUUUCUAUGCAAUAAAAUUUCUUUCUGUA